Messenger RNA from Schistosoma guineensis, 225 nucleotides. The record is from the annotation of a GenBank genome assembly. NCBI's taxonomy places the organism in Eukaryota, Metazoa, Platyhelminthes, Trematoda, Strigeidida, Schistosomatidae.
AUGCAUUCUACUUCCUGUUCAAAUGAUUAUUUAAUUCAUAUAAAUACUAAUAAUUCGUCUAAAAAAUCUACCAAAUUAAUCUAUUCAAAGUGGAAUUAUCAAAUAAACAUUCUUGUCUUUUUGUAUCAUGUACCUCAUAUUCAAUCUGUGUUUGCAAAUGAAUAUGAUGACGCUCUGGGUAUUAAAGAAUCGGAUAAUUCUGGUUCUAAAAUGGCUCGAAAAUGA